Molecule: messenger RNA, 3851 nt
Organism: Phascolarctos cinereus (koala)
Lineage: Eukaryota; Metazoa; Chordata; Mammalia; Diprotodontia; Phascolarctidae
Gene: SAP30BP
Product: SAP30 binding protein
Biological process (GO): regulation of DNA-templated transcription
Cellular component (GO): nucleus
Source: RefSeq, a predicted model, not a curated record
GCGGCCUCGAAAUAGCGAAAGCGGCGGCGUAGCGUCAUUCGGGAGCGCCGGCGCCGGGAAGGAGGAAGAUGGCUGGCAAGAAGAACGUUCUGUCGUCGCUGGCGGUUUACGCAGAGGAUUCGGAGCCCGAGUCGGACAGCGAGGCUGGAGUGGAAACGGCUGGGAGCGCGACCGCAGCGGAGGAAAAAGGUGGCUUAGUGUCUGAAGCCUAUGGAGAUGAUGAUUUUUCUCGACUUGAGGGAGAUGAAGAUGGUUAUGAGGAAGAGGAUGAAGAAAACAGCAGACAAUCGGAAGAUGACGAUUCAGAGACUGAAAAACCUGAGGCUGAUGACCUAAAGGAGUUUUCAGAACUGGAAAAGCGAGAUCCCCAAGAGCUGGUUGCCUCCUUCUCUGAGAGAGUUAGGAACAUGUCUCCUGAUGAGAUUAAAAUCCCCCCAGAGCCACCUGGCAGAUGCUCAAAUCACCUCCAGGACAAGAUACAGAAAUUAUAUGAGAGGAAGAUAAAGGAAGGGAUGGAUAUGAACUACAUUAUCCAGAGGAAGAAGGAAUUUCGGAAUCCCAGCAUCUAUGAGAAGCUUAUCCAGUACUGUUCAAUCGAUGAGCUUGGCACCAAUUAUCCCAAGGACAUGUUUGACCCCCAUGGAUGGUCUGAGGAUUCCUACUAUGAGGCUCUAGCCAAAGCACAGAAGAUUGAAAUGGACAAAUUAGAAAAAGCCAAAAAGGAGAGAACAAAAGCUUAUUGCAGGGACGUGUCUGCAGCGCCUGGGGAGGUGACCGGAGCUGUCCUUCCCCUGUGCAGGCACCACCUCCUCCUGGGUAUUGAGUUUGUGACAGGCACCAAGAAGGGCACCACGACCAAUGCCGCUGCCACAACAACCACCACAGCCAGCACCGCAGCGACAGAUGCUCAGAAGAGGAAGAGUAAGUGGGAUUCUGCUAUCCCGGUGACGACGAUAGCCCAGCCUACCAUCCUUACCACCACAGCCACCCUGCCAGCCGUUGUCACUGUGACAACUAGUGCUAGUGGCUCCAAGACCACCGUCAUCUCAGCCGUGGGCACCAUUGUGAAGAAAGCCAAGCAGUGACGGACCUGCUACAGGGUUGGGCGUACUUCUUGUUGAAGGACAGGAAAUGCUACCCCAGGACUUUGCCAGGACUGUGACCCCAAGAUGUGGAGUGCCCCCUUGGACAUGGCAACCCAUGCAGUCACUGGACUAAGGCUUUCCAAAGAGCUUCCCAUCAGCUAGGGAUGGGUUUCUGUCUUGCCAACUUUCACAAAACAUUCUCUUUCUAGUCCUAGUGAGAGAAUCUGUGGCCUAGUCAUCCAAAAGGACCCUUAUUGCCGAUCCGGGGCAGUACAGACUGCAUUCAGCCAUGUUAAUUUGGCAUCUGUUGCUCUAUUAAAAGUGCUAUAUCAAUAUAGCCCAGCAUCCCAGGUAGUUUCUUGUUCUACAGACUCAGUCUUUAAGCAAAUGUGAAGUUUUGCCUUGGAGGCUUUGAUGACAGAGUGGGGCAGCAUUUGUGCUCUUGUAGUAUAUGCGGGGAGGAGAGAUCCGUGCAGAGGAUUCGUGAGUCCAAGGCACUGGUAAGGAGAAGAGUGGCCAAGGAAUUUUCUAUAGACACAACUGAAGCUAGUACCUAGUACCCUAGUAUCACCUCCAGUAGCAGGGUUGAGGAUAAAGAGGAAAGUAUAGCAGAGAGCGUGUACCAAGCCAACUACCCUUUUGCCAUUGAAUACCCUGAACAUUGAACCUUGUCAAGUAGCUAUUCCCAGUAUUUCCCACCCUCUUUUCCUCUCUUUCUCUCUCUCCACUCUCCACCUGUGGGGAAAGUGUAGAAACUCCCCUGGGCACUUCUCAAGUUCACAGUAAGUUAGGCUUCCUAAUUGUCAGUCAGAGUUGUUACUGACAGGUCAAGUAUAAUUUGGGGGAGGUGGGCUUGGUUUGGUAGAGCUCUGGUUGAAGGGUGUGGCAUUCUCUCUGUUGCUGAUAUUGCUGUCCCAGCCCUUUGGUACCUUGUGUGCUCCUGGCCUUUCAGGCUUUAAAGUAGCCGGGGAGAUGAAUCACCUCCGCUAUGGUGGGGUAGUUGUUCAUUGUUUACAUAAAAGUAUCUCAUAGGAGAAUUCCUAGCCGCCCCACCCUUCCUCUCCCCUUGUUAUCUCUGCCCUACAGCCACCUCUAGAGCCGUUCCCUGUUUUAAACUAGGUUUCCCAGCCUAAUCCCAAAGGGAAAUCUUUUAUUUUUAUUUUUCUCUCUGGUAACUAAACUUUGCACUUUUGGGGGAAGGCUGAGUGUCAAGCGAAGGAAGCUGCGCUGUGAAGAACAGCAUCAUUUCCAUGAUGCAGAGAGCCCUGCUUAAGGCCCGAGUACUUUGCUGAAGCAGGUCUUAUGCAGUAUUCAGUGCUGGAGCCUUGUUCGACACCUCGACCCUGGUUUCUGACUCCCUGUCAUUCUUCCCCUAUUCAGCUGUGACUUGACUCAUCUCAUCAUUCAGCUGCUACCUUGUAUGAAGGCCAGCGACUGUAAAUGGUAACUGCCCUUCCAAGCUAGCUAAGUAUAUGUAGACCACCGUUAUCUGGUGUUUGGGGCAAUACAAAAACGCAUUGCCCACAAGGACAAUUCACAGGCUUUGUACUGAGCAUGAAACCUUGCCAACUGUCUUAGCUUGAGUUGCAUUCUUGGUAGUUCAUUAGAUAUGGGUAGCUAUCUAUCUUGUAGAUGUGGUUGCCUAUGACUUAUGGGUAUUUAUAAUUGAGGUCUAAAAACAGAGUCAGUGUCUUCCCCUGUGUCCACCACUGAGAACAUUAGGGAAUUAUGGGCUUCAUUAAGCAUCUGACUCAGGCUCCACUCACUGGGGAAUUCAGAAGCCCCUGCAAGCCAAUUUGGCUCCAGUUAUGUGUUCCAUGUGCCCAGGAAGGACCCAGAUCAAAAUCUGAAAUCCAGACACCAUCCCCACAUACCAGAGACAACAAAUAGAGAGGGAGUGUCUGUCCCUUACCAGACUUCCCCCACAUACAUGAUUUUCUCCUAUCUGACUUCUUGGCAAGGGUCUAGCCCUGGAGAGACAACUGUGCUGCUGCCCACCUUGCCAGGCCCCAGGAGGAUCACAGAAUUUUAGAACUGGAAAAGGCCAUACAGGUCAUCUAGUCCACUUCCCCCAUUUUACAGAUGAAACGGCAAAAACGCAACUCAACAUUUAAUAAGCAGUGUCAGGCACUGGCAGGGAUACAGAGACAAAUAAGGCUGUGGCUCUGCCCUCAGAGGAUUCAUAAUCUCAUGGGAAAGAUAAAAAAAUCAAAUAAGAAUAACCCACAUUAGGAUAUGGGUUAAAUGUAUGAGAGGUAUUUGAACAGAGGGGUUAUAUAAUCAAAGCUGUACAUUAAGAUUUUCUGGUAGUGAUGUCCUUUGGGGAGAGGAGAAGCUGGAGGCAGAGACCGCUUAAAAACCUAUUGAUAAGGUGUAGAAAGCAAGAGGCAAUGAAUCCAAGCCUGAUUUAGGGAGGUGAUGAUGGAAAAGGAAAGGAUGAACGGAAAAGGGUGUAUUGGGAUAGAUAGACUAAACAGGGGAGAUGGGUAAGGCAAGAGAGUGAAUGAUGGUGUCAGGUAUUACAGGUUUAGACCUUGAGUGGGGAGUCUGAGGAGUGUGUUGGGGGGAAUGCCUUGCCAAGUUCUAGGGAAGCAGAGGUGUGAGGAAUAGAUAUCUCUUUGUACCUGUUUGCCAGUGAAAGGGAUGACAAUAGCUUAAGGGUAUAACAGAAUUCAGGGAAUGAUGUUUAGAAUAAGGAGGAAUCAAAGGCGUGAAAUGGAAUGAGAGAGUUGCUAAAAAUGGAGACUAAUGAAAGCAGAGAGUAAG